Molecule: messenger RNA, 2976 nt
Organism: Chlorella variabilis
Lineage: Eukaryota; Viridiplantae; Chlorophyta; Trebouxiophyceae; Chlorellales; Chlorellaceae
Exons: 16
Coding region: 1-2976 (991 amino acids)
Biological process (GO): cilium movement; inner dynein arm assembly; cilium-dependent cell motility
Cellular component (GO): axoneme
Source: RefSeq, a predicted model, not a curated record
AUGGAGAUUGAUUCCUAUGCCACGGAGCUCACGCCGCCGCCUCUGGCGGCGGCCGACCAGCGCACCAAGCGCGGCUUCCUCCCCGAGUUCGCAGACGACCGCAACCGGGCGCUGGACCAUGAUAUCAGGGCCCUGGAGACGGAGCUGGAGGGCGCACAGAUCCAGGUGGACGAGAAUAAGGAGCACACGCGGGUGCUGGCGGAGCACCUGGACAAUGUGCGGCUGGAGAUCAGCCACACGCAGGCGCGGCUGGCGGCGCGGCGCAGGGAGGUGGAGACCGAGGCGCACCUGCAGGAGGUGGCGGCGCGCGAGACGGGGCGCCUGCGGGCCGACAUCGCGCGCCUGCAGCAGCGCCGCGGCGAGCUGGAGCAGAGCGCCACGGCCAUGCAGACGGAAGCCUUCCAGGCGGGAGAGCGCAUGGACCAGUUCAAGCUCGUCCAAAACUGGAAUCAGGCACGCGGCGCUCGCAUCCCUGCUGAAGAGCUGGAGCAGUGGCUGGCAGCUGCGACACAGAAGGAGGAGGACAACCUGGCGUUGGAGCGGUACCGCAGGCAGGACGAGGCGAGGGUGAAGGAGCUGGGCAUGCAGCUGGAGCAGGCGGCGCGCGAGGCGCACCAGACGCAGCGGGACCUUGACGACGAGAUAACUGAGACUCAGGCGGCCCAGACCGAGCUCAGCAAGGCGGCGCAGGACUUCCGCCGCCUGCACGCCGAGCGGCAGGAGCUGCUGCAGCAGUGGGAGGGGGUGCUGGAGGCCAUCCGCAAGCGGGAUGCUUCCAUCCUGGAAGCGGGGCAGCAGCAUGCGGAGCGCACCGCCCAGCUGGCCACGCUCAAGCAGGAGCUGGCGGUGCAGGCGGCUGAGCUGGACGCUGAGCUGGCGGCAGGCGCCGCCGCCCAGAAGCGCAUCCUGGCUCAGGAGCGCAGCAUCAAGGGCCUGUACGGAGCCUUUGCCAGCAGCCAGGCGGCGGUGGCAGAGGCGGAGGACAAAGCCGACCUGCUGUCCAACAGCCUGGGCCGCGCCGCGGACGAGGCGCAGCGGCAGGCCGCCGCCAGCGGGCACCUGCGGGCCGAGCUGGAGCGCCGCGCGGCGGCGGUGGAGGCGGCGCAGGGCCGGCUGGAUGCGGCGCGCGUGCGGGUGGCGCUGGAGGGGCACCAGCUGGGCAGCCUGCAGCAGAAGAUCCAGGAGCUCGAGAAGCUGAGGGCCGAGGAGCAGCAGCGCGCCAGCAGCUUGGACAAGGAGAUUGCGGCACUGGGCAAGCGCCAGUUUGGCGCAGGGCAGGCGCUUCACGCGGCGCAGGAGCGGGAGCGGCGGCUUGCGUCGGAGAGCAGCGGGGCGCGGGCGCAGGGGCGCAACCUGUCGCACAAGAUGGCGCAGCUGGAGGAGCAGCUGGUUAGGCAGCAGGAGGUGCGGUACAAUGCAGACUACCAGCUGGUGGAGAUGGAGCGGCGGGUGGCCCGUGCUGAGGGCCACCGCUCGCGGGACGAGACCGCGGUGCUGGGCGGGCGCAUCAAGGAGCUGGAGGGGACGCUGGCGGCGGCGCAGGCGGCGCACGGCAUGCUGGUGGAGGAGGUGAAGCGGGCGCAGGACGACUACGCCCGCGCGCAGCGGCACAGCCAGGCGGUGCAGCGGGAGCGGGGCGCCAUCCUUGAUGACAUGUCGAGGCUGGCGCUGGAGAGCGGGGCGGCGGGGCGGGCGGCCAAGGCGGCGGCACGGGAGCGCGAGGAGCGGCUGGUUGAGGUGGACAUGGGCAGGCUGGAAUCUGGGGAGGUGAUGAGCCUGGAGACGCGCAAGCGCAGCCUGGAGGCGGGGAUGCGGGAGCGGCGGAGCGAGGGCGAGGCCCGGCUGCUGCGGGACGAGGUGCACCGCGUGGCGCUGGAGCUGCAGGCGCGCCAGCUGGCGCUGCAGAAGCUGAGGCGCAAGCACGAGACGCUGGUGCUGAAAGGACGCUGCCAGGAUGGCGAGGAGGCGCACAGCCAGGCGUACUUCAUCAUCAAGGCGGCCCAGGAGCGGCAGGAGCUGGCAGAGCAGGCGCGGCGCCGCGGGGCACCUUUCCGGCACUGUGGCCGUGCCAGCUGCAGCAUGCGGCCGUGCCACUUGUCCUGCACCACCGCCGAGGCGCUCAAGGCGCAGAUUGCGCAGGCGGAGCGGGAGUGCGGGGCGCUGGAGGCCACGCUGCGCCGCCUGGUGGGCACCAACAGCGACAUGCACUACCACGCCAGGCACAACGGCGUGCAGGAGCUGCUGGAUGAGCAGGAGGCGCUGCGCCACCAGCUGGACCGCGCGGCAGCCGCCUUGAAGCUGAAGCUGGCUGCGGAAGGAAGCCGGGCGGAGGAGCUUGAGCAGGCGCAGGCUCGACUGGCAAAUGUAGCGGCAGAGGAGGCGGGGCUGCGGCAGCGGGUGGAGGCGCUGGAGAAGCAGAAGGCGGAGGCGGAGCAGCAGCUGCGCGACCAGCGCCAGCGGCGGCAGCGCGCGGCGCAGCGCGCCGCCAAGCUGCAGGGCCAGGCCGUGGCGGCGGCGCGGGCUGCGGGCGGCGGCCCGCCCGCGGGGAUGCCUGCCGAGGCGCUGGUGGCGGAUGUGCAGCUGGCCCAGGUCAAGGCGGCCACCAGGGGGAUGCUGGAGGCGCUGGGGGCGGCUGCUGCGGAGCACCCUGACCUCAAUCUGCUGGCCAGGGUGGAGGCAGAGGCGGGCGUGAAGGUGGCAGGAGAGCCGAGCAGGCCCGGCUCCGCCUCGGCACGCAGCCUGUGCAGCGCUGUAUCAUCCGCGCGCAGCCCCGGCGGCAGCAGGCCCGGAUCCGCGCCGCGCGCCGAGGGCGGCUCCAGGCUGGCGGCAGCCGCGGCAGGGACGGCGGCGCGCAGCCCGGGCGGCAGCGGCAGCCGGCCCGGAAGCAGCUGCGCAGGCAGCCUGCGGUCGGCGGCAUCGGCGCGGGGCAGCCCCGCCAAAGCGCCCGCCGUGCAGACCAUACAGCUGUCCCUGUGA